Messenger RNA from Brettanomyces bruxellensis, 1776 nucleotides. RefSeq lists its product as uncharacterized. Gene Ontology annotation, biological process: ubiquitin-dependent protein catabolic process. Gene Ontology annotation, cellular component: nucleus. NCBI's taxonomy places the organism in Eukaryota, Fungi, Ascomycota, Pichiomycetes, Pichiales, Pichiaceae. The transcript has a single exon. The record is from RefSeq and is a predicted model, not a curated record. Gene Ontology annotation, molecular function: ubiquitin protein ligase binding; ubiquitin binding. The coding region runs from base 1 to 1776 and encodes 591 amino acids.
AUGAUUAUCAGAUUUAGGAGCAAAGAUGGUGUUUUUAGAGUUUCAGCAGAGCCCUCCACAAAGUUUGGAGAUCUUAUACAACAAGUUUGUCCCAAAUUGUCAUCAAGUGUCAACUUGGAUACAAUCAAAGUCUCAUCUGAUCCAAGACAUACGGAUGAAAUAAGUGCAAGUGCGUAUCAUGAUAAGACCGCUGCAGAUUUGGGGUUGGAGAAUGGUGCAAUGUUGUUUCUUACGUAUGCAAACACAACUGCUGGAUCAGGCCAUGGUGUUCCAUCCACUCCAUUCUCAAAAGUCGCAGGUACCGGAACAAGCAUCAGUGGCAAAUCUGAUAAUACUUCCAUGAAAACAGUCCCAAUCAAUUCUACGAGAACUGUUAGCAAGCAACUAGAGAUAGAUGACGAAUUGGAUAAGGAUAAAGGCUUGAUAAAAAGGAAAAAGACACAAUUGUGUCGUCAUAACGAUAGGGGAAUGUGCGAGUAUUGCUCCCCACUUCCACCCUGGGAUAAAUCAUAUCAACAGGAACAUAAUAUUAAGCACAUCUCUUUCCAUGCAUAUGUGGACGAGAUGAAUGCGCAAAUCAAUAAAGAAGAAUCAUUAUCAUCGUACAUCACACCUCUACACGACUCGAACUUUGAAAUUGAUAGGCAUUGCACGAAUGGCCAUGAACCCUGGCCAAAGGGAAUAUGUUCUAAGUGUCAGCCCUCAGCAAUUUCUUUGCAGAUCCAGAAAUUCCGGAUGGUUGAUCAUGUCGAAUUUCAAGAUAGUGAAAUUGUGAACAACUUUAUAAAUGCCUGGCGUCUUUCUGGAAUGCAGCGUAUUGGCUUGAUGUUCGGUUCGUAUGCAAGAUAUGACAAAGUUCCUUUGGGAAUAAAAGCUAAAGUUCAAACUAUUUAUGAACUUCCACAAGUGGAUAGAGAAGAUGGUGUUAUGCUACAGAAAUGGGAUGAUGAGGAUAAAGUAUUGAAACUAGCCAGUGAAUUAAAUUUGGUUCCUGUUGGUAUUAUCUUCACAGACCUAAUGGAUGCCGGAAAAGGUGACGGCUCGGUUAUAUGCAAAAGACAUAAAUCGUCUUUCUUUCUUUCGUCGUUAGAACUAAUAUUUGCCGUCAAAUGGCAGCUUAAGUUCCCAAACAUAUGCCAUUGGUCUUCAUCUGGAAAGUUCUCGUCAAAGUUCGUUACAUGUGUGAUAUCCGGAAAUCCAAGUGGCGAAAUAGACAUGGAAGCUUAUCAGGCUUCUGAGAGUGCUGAGGGUUUAGUGAAAGCAGAUCUCAUCUCGCCAUCGACACAUCCUAGUCAGGUGUUUGUUAAUGAGCAGAAUGAUAAGCGUUAUGUUCCCGACAUUAUGUACAACAUGGUGAACGAAUAUGGACUAGAAGUGAAAAAGAAUGGUAAGCCAACUUUCCCUGUGGAAUAUUUGUUGGUUUCAUUGACUCAUGGAUUCCCUGAAAAGUCUUCACCAUUCUUCAAAGACACAGAAAAGUUCCCUAUCGAGAAUCGUAAUUAUAUCGAUGAAGUUCCUACAAUGUCAGAUAUUAAGGAGCAUUUCAAUAUUCCAAACGAUCCUGCCGUGUUCAUUUCCAGACUUAGCAAUUUCCAUCUUCUCAAUUACAUUCUUGAUAAUUUGCAGGUUCUUGGAGCAAAGGACAGAGAGUUGAUCUUGAAAAUUGUGAAAGAACUAGGAGAUGGAGAGUCCGAAAAAAGUAAAACCGAUGCCUUUGCUUUGCUAGAAUCCCCAGGUUGGAAAUCUUUAAAGAUGAUUGUCGAUAUGGGUUAUUAA